AUGCAGGAGCUGGUGGCCGGCGUGGAGAAGAUCAGGUUUGACUUGGAAGCAGAUGUGGAGGAGCAGAGAGGAGCCCGGCUCCUGCCCUUCCCGGGUAUGGACAAGCUGGGGGCGGCCGCCUGCGAGUUCUUCCGCCGCGGGCUCUGCUCCAAGGGCCUGCUGUGCCCCUUCCGGCACGUCAGCGGCGACAAGACGGUGGUCUGCAAGCACUGGCUGCGUGGGCUGUGCAAGAGGGGCGACCAGUGCGACUUCCUGCACGAGUACGACGUCACCAAGAUGCCCGUGUGCUACUUCUACUCCAAAUUCGGCGAGUGCAGCAAUAAGGAUUGUCCCUUCCUGCACAUCGAUGCGACAACUCACGACACCGGCUGUCCCUGGUACGACCGCGGCUUCUGCAAGCACGGGCCCCUGUGCAAGUACAAGCACACGCGGCGGGUGCUGUGCACCAACUACCUCGUCGGCUUCUGCCCGGAGGGACCUCGAUGCAAAUUCAUGCAGUACAUGUUUGGAGGCUGGGGGAGGGCACUAGCCGGUGCCAGAGCCCUCGCGGACCCGCAGCCAGUGGCCACCAGCAUUAACCAGCCCCUGGCCAGCGGCAGUGUCCCUGGCCCACAGUGCCCACCUGAGCCCGUCACCUGCUUCAAGUGUGGCCAGAAGGGUCACUACACCAACAAGUGUGGGAAGAGUCACCUGGAAAUCCUGCUGGAGAAGUGA
Molecule: messenger RNA, 714 nt
Organism: Tinamus guttatus (white-throated tinamou)
Lineage: Eukaryota; Metazoa; Chordata; Aves; Tinamiformes; Tinamidae
Source: RefSeq, a predicted model, not a curated record